AUGGCUGGGCUCAAGUACCUGAGUGGGUUUGGGAAUGAGUUCUCAUCUGAAGACCCUUGCUGUCCAGGAGCCUUACCUGAAGGUCAGAACAACCCUCAGGUGUGUCCCUACGGUCUCUACACUGAACAACUCUCCGGCUACGCUUUCACCUGCACACAGCCAAGCAAUAAGAUGAGUUGGUUCUACCGUAUCCUGCCGUUUGUCCGUCACAAGCUGUACACCGCAAUGCACUGUGGGAGCCUAACAGACAAUUGGGAUGAAGUGGAACCUGACCCUAACCAGCUGCAAUUGCUGCCAUUCAGCAUCACCAAAUCCAUUAAACCCUCUGGCUUUCCAUGAUAGCGAUUAGCUGGUCUGCACACCCUAUGUGGAGCAGGAGACACUAAGUCCCACAACAGGAUCGGCAUCCACAUGUUCACCUGCAACACCUCCAUGGUUGACAGUUGCUUCAACAACUCAGACGGAGACUCUCAUUGGUCUCAUUGGCUCAUUGCUCAUUGGCUCAUUCUCAUUGUGCCCCAGCAGGGGGAGAUUGUGAUCACUACAGAGUUUGGGAAGAUGAUGGUGGAACCCAACGAGAUCUGUGUCAUCCAGAAAGAAUUGCGUUUCAGUGGGGAUGUGUUCGGGGAGACCAGAGGCUACGUGUUGGAGGUGUGCCAACCUGGGACCCAUAGGUGUGUGUGACACCCGUUCGUUCACCCCUCCACGUGUCAAUGCCUUGUCAACUCUCUGACUCCGGUGGCAUGAUAUGACGACUGCAAGGUAGCCACAGGCUACACUGUCAUCAACAAGUACCAGGGCAAGCUCUUCUCCAGCCAACAGAUGUGUGAUUUCUCUCCCUUUAACCUGGUGACGUGGCAUGGGAACUACACACCGAACAAAUACAACCUGGACAUCUUCAUGGUAAUCAAGUGUGUGGUCUUCGAGCACGAGGAUCCUUCCAUCUUCACGGUGUUGACAGCCAAGUCCACACGUCCAGGACUCACCAUCGCUGACUUUGUCAUCUUCCCCCCGCGCUGGGGAGUGGCUGACCACACCUUUAGACCCCCCUACUACCACAGGAACUGUAUGAGUGAGUUCAUGGGGCUGAUUAAGAGCCACUAUGAGGCCAAGGAGGAGGGCUUCCACAUGAUGACCCCUCACGGUCCUGACGGAGACUACUUCGAGUAGAAGAGCACCACUCCCCUCAAACCAGAGAGGGUGGCCGAGGGGUCCAUGCUCUUCAUGUUUGAGUAGUCGUUCAGCAUGGCGGUAACUAAGUGGGGCCUAGAGACGUGUCAGAGGCUGGACAAGAGCUACUGACAGCCACUCCGCAAACACUUUGACCCCAACUGGAGGCCCAGCAAACAGUAG
This is a messenger RNA of Oncorhynchus mykiss (rainbow trout), 1353 nucleotides long. The record is from RefSeq and is a predicted model, not a curated record. NCBI's taxonomy places the organism in Eukaryota, Metazoa, Chordata, Actinopteri, Salmoniformes, Salmonidae.